UCCUCAUCAUCAGCAUCAGCAUCCACAUUCUCACUCUUCUCCCUCAUCUUCAUUAAGUCUCGACUUCUCAGUUCAACUUUCUCCUCCUUUAACGAACGACCAAUCUUCACAAUGGCUUCUAUCCUGUCCGCAAACGAUAUCGGCGCUGUCUACGAGUCCAACAACCAACAGCUCGUCCUCACGGCUCAGGCUAACGGUCAAAUCAUCGGCGCCAAGUUCGCACUUGUCGAAGGCUUUGUUGGUGGCCUGAAGUUCGCCCUGCAAGGUAUUAUCGGCGGCCCGGCCCCGUUCAAAAAAAAAGAGGACAUCACGCCCGUCACUACCAAUUUCCCCAUUCAUCUUCCUCAGGCUCACUUCAACAAUAAGUCUGUCCUUGUUGAAACCGCCGAAGGCCCCAAGACCAUCGAUAUCAAGUACACUGGUCUCGUGGGCCCUGCCCCGGCCGACUUGACCAAGGAUCUCAAAGUCCAGAACACCAGCAUCGGCAGUGUCCUGCCCCCCAUCAACCUCUCCCUCCUCGCCGAGGGCGAGACCUCAUUCACCGCUGUUAUCCCCAAGCCCGAGGGCGACUAUCAGAUUUCCGUCGUGCCCUCUUUCAACGAGCAGCUUCUGAGACUCGUCAACGCCACCGUUCGCAACGGCGUUGUCACCUACACUUUCCGCUGGGCCCAGAUUCCCACCGGGGAUCAGAACCCCCAGCUCAUCAACCUCACUACUACCUACUACAACGGCAUCACUGGUCCUACUGCCCACACCACCAACAUUGUUCAGGGCUACCUUGUUCACCUUGUCGUGCUCCAGAAGUAGAGGAUAAACAGGUCCAUCUUCGCGUAUCUCUAAUCAGCGACCGUGAUCAUCCGAGAAGUCAGCCUUUCGCUAUGUCUGGCGGAAGUUGGUGAGGCUUUUGAAAAGAAAAUGUUGAAAAGGGGACGAUUUCAGUUCUAUUGCCUCACAGAAGGUUUUCUUUAUUCUAGCUAGCUCCGUCUUCAACAACGAAAAUUCCAU
This is a messenger RNA of Colletotrichum godetiae, 1005 nucleotides long. RefSeq lists its product as uncharacterized. The record is from RefSeq and is a predicted model, not a curated record. NCBI's taxonomy places the organism in Eukaryota, Fungi, Ascomycota, Sordariomycetes, Glomerellales, Glomerellaceae. The coding region runs from base 112 to 807 and encodes 231 amino acids. The transcript has a single exon.